GUCGGAGAUCGGGUAUCAUCGGAGGUACCGGCGACUAUACUCGGCAUAAAGUGGAGAACAAUUAUAGCCGACAAAGGCGUGAUCGUCUCCGCUUGGAGACAUCUCUAAGAAAUACGUCUUACAUAGGGCAAUCGAAUAAGAGGCAUAUUUGUUUUUGAUAGGAUUCAAAUAAUUGUAACCAUCAUCGCCUUCUGAGUCGUUAACCUCAUCAUGGCUCCGUUGAAGAUUGCUGUGUUAGAUGACUACCAAAAACUCUCUCAAAGCCCAUUCGAUGACUUACCAUCCUCUGGGUAUGAGGUGACAAUAUUCACCGAUACUCUACUUCCAUACAACCACCCUAAUACUCCCCAAGAUGCCAAAGAUGCGCUAGUUAAGCGCCUUGAGCCGUUCGACAUAAUUUCUUCGAUGAGAGAGCGGACGCCAUUCCCAGAAGAACUUAUCAAUCGGCUACCAAAUCUUAAACUUCUCCUCACCACCGGUAGUCGCAAUGCAUCCAUCAACGUGAAGGCAUGUUCCCAGCGCGGCAUCCCUGUGGCUGGUACCGAUGUGAAAGGGCCAAGUCCAGACUCUACGACACAGCAUUGUGUCGCCUUGAUCCUUGCGCUUGCGAGAAACAUCCCGCAAGACGAUGCUAUCAUGAAAUCCGGAGGUUGGCAGACAACUUUCGCAACGGGAUUGGCAGGGAAGGUGUACGGCAGCAUCGGCCUUGGUAGAUUAGGAGUGUCCGUCUCGAGGAUCAUGCACAUAGCCUUUGGGAUGAAGGUCGUAGCAUGGAGCCCAAACUUGACUCAGGAAGCUGCCGAUGAGAAAGCCAAAGCUGCUGGGUUGCCUGUCGAGGACGGAAACGGGGAGAAGACGUUCAAGGUAGUUAGUCGGGAUGAAUUAUUCUCCUCUGCUGAUGUAGCUACUGUCCAGCUGGUCCUCUCAGGCCGGUCUAGAGGUCUAAUAACAGCAAACGAUUUAGGAAAGAUGAAACAGUCGGCCCUAUUCGUAAAUACUUCAAGAGGCCCGAUAGUGGUGGAAGAGGAUUUACUCGAGGUAGCUAAGAAGGGAUCAAUACGUGGCAUAGGGAUCGAUGUGUACGAAAUCGAGCCACUGCCUACGGCUAGCGAGUGGAGGACGACGAGAUGGGGAGAAGGAGGUAGAAGUCGGGUGGUUUUAACACCGCACAUGGGCUACGUUGAGGAGGAAAAUAUUACGGAGUGGUAUCAGCAGCAGGUGCAAAACAUAUUACGAUGGCAGAAGGGUGAAGCAUUGGCCACCGUUUUUAGUGAUAAUGGGUACUAAGCAUUACGCUUUAUAAACUAAACGAGAAGUUACAGUGUUGCUCUUUCCGUAAAUACCAAAUAGUAUUAGACCGUGAUUGGUUGAUCCGUGUGGCCUUAGCCAUAAGUUGAAGUUGGCGGCAUGUCGUUGUCUGGUGACAUCGAGUUCAAUGUUUAGGUACAUGUACCUACCUGUUAUGUCCUGGGGAACAUACAACCUUAAGUACCUAAGGUGCCUACCUUAG
Daldinia loculata is the source of this 1510-nucleotide messenger RNA. Its product is annotated as D-isomer specific 2-hydroxyacid dehydrogenase. Gene Ontology annotation, molecular function: oxidoreductase activity, acting on the CH-OH group of donors, NAD or NADP as acceptor; NAD binding. NCBI's taxonomy places the organism in Eukaryota, Fungi, Ascomycota, Sordariomycetes, Xylariales, Hypoxylaceae. The record is from RefSeq and is a predicted model, not a curated record. Bases 211 to 1287 code for a protein of 358 amino acids. The transcript is spliced from 2 exons.